Molecule: messenger RNA, 1223 nt
Organism: Pelobates fuscus (common spadefoot toad)
Lineage: Eukaryota; Metazoa; Chordata; Amphibia; Anura; Pelobatidae
Gene: RCCD1
Product: RCC1 domain containing 1
Exons: 8
Coding region: 147-1202 (351 amino acids)
Source: RefSeq, a predicted model, not a curated record
UGCGCUAGUCAGCUGACUCCGUCUCAGUGGGCGCUUGAUCGGAGCAUGUGCAGACACUCUAUACGGACCGACCGUCCCCAUCUCACCGCGCAGGGAACUAAUCGAGGCCGGGGAUCUGCGGCCUUCAUGGUCUAAUUUGGGGACAAAUGGUGUGGUAUGGGUUUGGAUACAGAGGCUUCGGGCAGCUCGGGGAAGGGGAGGACCCCAGUGUAAGGCUUCCAGAACCAGUGACCAUCCCAGGAACACGUGUAGAGAGUAAAGACAUAACUAAAGCAAUCCCUUCCUGGAGCUACACAGCCUUCCUGACAGGUGAUGACUCCCUUCUGCUCUCAGGGUUUAUUAAAGCAUUGCCGGGGCAGUAUCUCCACUCCCGUGGCCUGGGAUGUCUUGAUGUUUUGCCUUCAGAGAAGUACCUGAUGGUGCUCUUCAAAGACCGUGUUGAAUGUUGGGGAACCAACUCUCUGGGUCCAGAAGAUGCUCUACCAGAGGCCUUGUGGAAAAUGGAUCUGCCUAAUGGACACAAAGCUGCUUUUCCUUUGGUAGAUAAUGGAUAUGUUCUCCCCCAACCCCCAUUUUUUCGUGAGCUUCCGCCUAAAGUCCAAGCUCUCAAGUUGUCUUUAGGAAAUGAGCAUGCUGUUCUUCUGACAUCAGACCACGCGGUGCUCACAUGGGGAGCUGGGAGACAUGGACAACUUGGACACGGGGAUGUAGAAGAUGUGUUGGAACCUCGAAUUGUGGAAGCUGUGCAUGGUCUGUUGAUCAGAGAGGUGGCAGCAGGGGGUUGGCAUACUGCCUGUAUCGGUGACGGUGGAGACAUUUACUGCUGGGGAUGGAAUGAGUCUGGGCAACUUGGUCUGCCUUCCAAAACAUUAGCUCAAGAACGAGGGAAUGUAGAAGAGGAAGUAAAUGAGGAUGAAGAUGCUGAAGCCGGACAGUUUAUUACAAUACAGUCUUUUCCUGCUUUGAUUGAUCUACCACAAGAAUGUGAAGCAUUGAAGAUUAGCUGUGGGUCCCGCCAUACAGCAUCUGUCACAAAGUCUGGUGAACUGUAUACAUGGGGAUGGGGAAGAUAUGGACAACUUGGUCAUGGAGACACAAACACCUUGGAUCAACCAAAGUGUGUUGAAUUUUUUUCUAAGAAACAGCUUUGUGCAAAAGAUGUGACUUGUAAAUGCUGGAAUACAUAUGUAUUGUGCGAUUAAUAAAAAAUUAAGGUAAUUUAA